AUGGCAGCACAGCAACAGCAGCAACAUCCCAACAAACUUGCUUUUGUGGAGGGAGUUACAUACAUCUUCAAGUCAUGGACCGCUCUCAAAUUGGCAGUUGAACAGGAUUGGGGAGGUGUUGAAUCUGCCGAGAAAAGAGAUUGGAUGAUUCAACUGAUGGUCGAUUACUUUGACAAAAACGGGAAAAAGGUUGAGGUGGAUGAAAUUGAAGAUAUCUUGAUUCAAAUCAUGUCAGACGAGUUCCAAACGUUGUUAGAGGAUGAUUCUGCGUACCUGAUCGCCAAACAUCUUGUUUUGAUCUUCAACCAAUGUAUCACUGGUAACUUUACUGAGGUGGUUAAGCUCAGAGAGAAAUUCCAGUCCCAGAACCAGGCAUCUGCCUCAAGUUUUGUGAAGCAAGGAGAAGAGGAUUCUGACGUGGAUGAAGAUGACGAUGAAGAUGAAGAGGAUGAGGAUCAAGACAUGGAGCCAAGGGCACCAAAAGAGCCUGAACAACCUGAUGAAGAUGGCUGGCUCACUGUUCGCCACAAAUAAACUUGUACAAAUUCUUAGAAUAAAUAAUAAUAAUAAUAGUAAUGAUAGUAAUAGU
Molecule: messenger RNA, 589 nt
Organism: Phycomyces blakesleeanus NRRL 1555(-)
Lineage: Eukaryota; Fungi; Mucoromycota; Mucoromycetes; Mucorales; Phycomycetaceae
Exons: 4
Coding region: 1-534 (177 amino acids)
Biological process (GO): maturation of SSU-rRNA from tricistronic rRNA transcript (SSU-rRNA, 5.8S rRNA, LSU-rRNA)
Cellular component (GO): nucleus
Source: RefSeq, a predicted model, not a curated record